CGGUAUGUCCCCUUUUAUUAGUAAAAGUGACAGCAGAUCUUUCUGAAUGAGCGAUUGGCUGCUCCUCAUAGUAGCAACGUGUGAUGCUGCAAAGGCAGAUGCUUGAGAUUUUCCAUCGGGGUGGAGCUGAUGCCGAGCAAGCAGCCUUACAGUCGCUGCAUCACUCUUGUAUAGGAAAUGACUGUAGGCAAAGCAUCAAUGACAGCUGUGAAGCACUUGGGCUGAUGCUGCCCCCCCACCCCCACCCCCCUCCGCAAGCAUAGGGGAGGUGGGGGGCAAUCAUGUCUGACUCCAGCGCGACAGGACUCAUCUUAAACAAGGGUUCAGCCGAUUCCUAUACUAGUCGACCCUCGGAUUCCGACCUGUCCCUGGAGGACGAUCAGGAGGCGCCUCGGCGUGAAGCCGAGCGCCAGGCUCAGCUGCAGCUGGAGAGAGCCAAGUCGAAACCAGUGGCCUUUGCAGUAAAAACCAAUGUUAGUUAUUGUGGGGCCCUGGAUGAAGAUUGUCCGGUCCAAGGCGCAGCCAUUAAUUUUGAAACCAAAGACUUUCUGCACAUAAAAGAGAAAUACAACAAUGACUGGUGGAUCGGUCGGCUGGUGAAGGAGGGCGCGGACGUCACCUUCAUCCCCAGCCCCGUCAAAUUGGAGGCCAUCAGGAUCAAACAGGAGCAGAAAGCAGCAGCCAGGAAAGGAGGCAACGCGUCAUCCGGGGGCUGGAGAUCCACGCCGCCAUCUGCAGCCAAACAGAAGCAGAAACAGACAGAACUUGUGCCCCCGUAUGAUGUUGUUCCCUCCAUGAGGCCGGUGGUGCUGGUGGGGCCUUCGCUGAAAGGCUACGAGGUGACAGACAUGAUGCAGAAAGCCUUGUUUGAUUUCCUGAAGCACAGGUUCGACGGCAGGAUCUCCAUCACACGGGUGACUGCUGACCUGUCGCUGGCCAAGCGCUCGGUGCUCAACAAGAAGGCCAUCAUGGAGCGAUCCAACACGCGCUCCAGCCUAGCCGAGGUCCAAAGUGAGAUCGAGAGAAUCUUUGAGCUGGCCAAGUCUCUGCAGCUAGUCGUCCUGGAUGCAGACACCAUCAAUCACCCAUCGCAGCUUCUCAAAACCUCUCUGGCCCCCAUCGUCGUCUACGUCAAAGUGUCCUCCCCCAAAGUUCUGCAGAGGCUGAUCAAAUCUCGAGGGAAGUCACAGACCAAACAUCUGAACGUCCAGAUGAUGGCGGGGGACAAGCUUGCUCAGUGUCCGCCUGAGAUGUUUGACGUGAUCCUGGAUGAGAACCAACUCGAGGACGCGUGCGAACACCUGGCUGAGUAUCUGGACAUUUACUGGCGUGCCACCCAUCUACCUUGUUCUGCCCCCGUCAACCCGGUCCAGGACCAAAGCGUCGUCACCCCUCCUUCCGCUAACUCCAGUCAACAGUUCUCUGAGACUCAAGAGUUAAUCGAGUGACCACUUGCGGCCCGGGGCAGCCUAGAGCGCCACCAUGGGGUAGCAGCAGCAGCAGCAGCAGCAGCAGCAGCAGCUUCUCUCCACCCUGAGUGAGAACAGGGACAAAAGGCAGAAGCAGCUGGAACGUGCGGAAGCGACACAAAAUACGGUUUGGGGUGAAACAGAGGGAGAUCCUGCGAUCGCUCACCGCUGCCCUCUAGGGGAAAGUCACUUGCUCCCGACGCCACAUGACAACUCAGGGUCGCUUUCUGUACACAUUCUGAUAACCUUCUGCUACACACAGACACACACUGACAGUUGACACUGGUUAGGAUGAGACACCUGUCUGUCUGUUUGCCUGUCUGUCUGUCUGUCUGUCUGUCUGUCUGUCUGUCUGUCUGUCUGUCUGUCAGAAUGAAGCCCACAACACAUGUGAAGCUCGAUGGGAACACUUCAACAACCACUACUAUUACUCCUACUGCUAUCGCCAUUACAACUAAUAACUACUACCAGUACCAAUUAAUAAUAAACUACUACUCACUACUACUAACAACUACUAUUACUCCUCACUACUAGAAGUAAUACUACUAUUUUUGCUACAACUGCUACUACUACUGCCAUUUAGUACUAUCACUAAUUGUCAUGACUACUACUCAGUAGUACUAUUAGUACUAGUAUAUAUUACUUUUACUACUGCUAGUAGUAAUCGUUGAAGUGGGAGUAGUAAUAAUACUACUGCUACUACAUUUACUACCACUAACUACUAUUAUAGUAAUAGUAGCCUGCUACUUCUGCUGUCUUUACAAUUCCAACUAUUAGUAAAAACUGCCGUGAAUAGCACCUAGUAGUACUACUACUACCAACUUUGAUUUACCAUCCACUACUACUAGUAGUACUAUCACUACUAUUUACUACUACUAAUGCUAAUAAUACUAUUACAAAGAUUACCUGCUUGUACUGCACUGGGGAAAUGUUGAAUUUACUGAAAUAAAAUCAUCUGGAUCAGAUAUAUUUUUAAAAGUAAACUUUUUUUCAAAUAUACCUAUGAUGAUGACAGAAGAUGAAGUAAAUUCAACACCUUUUUUUAGUGUGGUGACUACUAGUAGAUCAUAAUUGUGGAUAUAUUUACUAAUGCUGCUACUUGUGGUAGUAUUUGUAUCCCAUUAUACUACUAAUUAACAAAUACUUUUCUGAUACUGUAAAUAACCACUCUAUUAGUACCAAGGUACCACGAGUACUAUUUUGAGUACGGCAGACGCUAAGAGCAGUAAGACACGCACGCAUUUCUCUGUCAACAUGUGUCGUGGGCUUAAGACGACAAACACAGGUGAAAGCUUCCCAGGGCUCCUCACUAACUCCGUCUUCCGUCUCUACUGAGCUGACAUUCCAGUUGAACCAAACGCGAUUCCUGAAAAUGGCACAAAUUGUUUCUAGGCGUCGACAUGCUAGCCGUCGACAUGCUAGCAGUCCACAACGCGGCGGAAUCUUGAAUUUUUCGAGUUGCUUGAUUUCCUUCCGAUCCGCUGGUAGCCUUUUUUUGUAUAGUUUCUUUUCUACACUAAAU
Messenger RNA from Syngnathus acus (greater pipefish), 2991 nucleotides. RefSeq names its product voltage-dependent L-type calcium channel subunit beta-4-like. Gene Ontology annotation, molecular function: protein binding; high voltage-gated calcium channel activity. The transcript has 14 exons. The coding region runs from base 282 to 1448 and encodes 388 amino acids. NCBI's taxonomy places the organism in Eukaryota, Metazoa, Chordata, Actinopteri, Syngnathiformes, Syngnathidae. Gene Ontology annotation, cellular component: voltage-gated calcium channel complex. Gene Ontology annotation, biological process: regulation of voltage-gated calcium channel activity; chemical synaptic transmission; neuromuscular junction development. The record is from RefSeq and is a predicted model, not a curated record.